Arabidopsis thaliana (thale cress) is the source of this 544-nucleotide messenger RNA. RefSeq lists its product as uncharacterized. The record is from RefSeq and is marked reviewed. NCBI's taxonomy places the organism in Eukaryota, Viridiplantae, Streptophyta, Magnoliopsida, Brassicales, Brassicaceae. The transcript has a single exon. Bases 53 to 409 code for a protein of 118 amino acids.
AAGACAAUGGUAAUUCGACAAUUCAUCAAGUCUCAAAUCUAAAUAAGUAAACAUGAAGAGUGAAGGUCGUCAUCAAGGCGUCGUAAGGACAGGAAUGAUUCAUCCGCGGGGCUUUAAUCCUCGACACACCAACCGACUCGAUUCACCACCAGUUUUUGGAGAUUUUACCAAAAUGCAACCAAAGACUACCAACCAUUCAAAUAUCAUCGGAGAAAGUGAGCGGUCCAAGUACAGUAAUUGUCAUGUGUCGCCGGCUAUCAAGUCGGGCCAUAAAUCUAAGGGUCGCCGUAAGCUACAACCGACAAGUUGGUGGAGUGAGGAUAAGCUAGACCGGCUCAUCGGGUCGGAUUCAUCCUCUGCUAAGGAUAUUUUGGAUAUGUUAUGUAGUGAAGAUCAUGAUGAGUAUUAAUAAUUAUCAUGAUGAUUAACCAUCUCGUUUAAGAUGUAUGAAGAUUAUUGUUUUUUAUUUUAUAUAUGUUUGAACUUUCAUAGAAAUGAUAAUAAUUAUGGGAAGAAAUGUAAUUAUACUUUUGUGUCAAAAGCA